Molecule: messenger RNA, 399 nt
Organism: Ruditapes philippinarum (Manila clam)
Lineage: Eukaryota; Metazoa; Mollusca; Bivalvia; Venerida; Veneridae
Product: probable endoribonuclease YicC
Exons: 1
Source: RefSeq, a predicted model, not a curated record
AUGUAUAGUUAUUGUGAAUCUCUCCUGGCUCAAUUAGCCGCGGUAGAAUCAGCCAACAAGGGUCGUACAGAAAAAAUAAAAACUAAAAUAAAAGAAAAAAUUGCAGAGCAUUUUGAUAAAGUGGGACUCGAUGAAAAUCGACUGGAACAAGAAGUUUUAUUUUAUUCCGAAAAAAUAGAUAUUAGUGAAGAGCAAGUACGUUUAAAGAUUCAUCUGGAUUUUUUAAAAAAUGAACUAAACAAUAGCACUUCCAGUGGAAAGAAACUAAAUUUUAUAACACAAGAAAUAGGUCGUGAGAUCAAUACUAUUGGCUCCAAAGCCAACGAUGCAAAAAUUCAGCAACACGUGGUGACAAUGAAGGAAGAUUUAGAGAAGCUUAAAGAACAAUUAAAUAAUAUA